This is a messenger RNA of Racocetra fulgida, 1038 nucleotides long. The record is from the annotation of a GenBank genome assembly. NCBI's taxonomy places the organism in Eukaryota, Fungi, Glomeromycota, Glomeromycetes, Diversisporales, Gigasporaceae.
AUGGGUCAAAGAAUCGCUAAAUUCCGUAGUCCUAAAAAGAGUUCUAAGAAGAAAAAAGUCAAGGGUAAAGUCUGUGCUGAAUGUCGCAAACCAACUAUGACAACGUAUUGGAAUUGGUGUCAAAGUUGUAAUUCCUCUCAUUUUUCUGAUAAUUUUUCGAAUUGGUCUAGUAAUAAUCCUUCUCUAGAUCGAUUAAUUCAAGAAAUUCAGUUACAAGCAGAGUGCAGUGAACAAGUAAUAGAAUGGAUACCUUUUGAAAAGUUUAAGAAUUUUAAAUUUGUGGCUCAGGGUGGUUUCGGUGAAAUAUUUUUUGCUAUUUGGGAAGACGGGCAAAUUUAUAAUUGGGAUGUGAAACGAAAUAAUUGGAAGCGAAGAGGUGAACAUGCUGUUGCUUUAAAAAGAUUGAAAGAAUCUGAAUACUCUUCUAAUGAUGUUUUGAACGUGUAUCCAAUGGUUUCGGAUUUUGGUUUAAAUCUUCAAAAUAAUAGACAAUUUGAUCAAGAAGAAUCUUCAACGCCUGAAGUAUUAAAUGGCUGUUCACACUCUUCUGCUUCGGACAUUUAUUCUUUCGGAAUGAUAAUGUAUGAAUUAUUAACUCUCAAACAACCAUUUCAUGAAAUUCCACAUACUCUCUCUUUAAUUUCAUCUGUGGUAUCAAAUAAUCUUCGUCCUUCCUUAAACAAUGUUCAACAACCUAAAUGUUGGGUCACGUUAAUGAAACAAUGUUGGGAUCCUGAUCCUGCAAAACGACCAACUUGCGAUGAUUUGAAAAUCAUAUUGGAUAGGUGGUACGCUUUGACAUGUACUAAUCUUAUCGGCGAUCGUGUUGAUUUAGAAACUUUAAGAGAAUUUAGAGAUGCUGAAAAUAUAAGAAUUGGAAUGAUAGAGACAAAUGAUGAUGGAAUAUUUGAGACUGGUGAAUUUAAUAGGCAUAAAGAUGCGGUUUAUACUAGUAGAUUGAUUCCUACAAUGACUCUUGUACAAAACUUGGAAAAUAAGAUGACGCGAGAAGAUAUUGAAGGUAUUUUUAAUUUAUAA